GUGGCACACAAAGUGUUUGCAUAACUUAACUCGCCAUAGCCAACCACUACUUGGUUAAAUGCCCCGAAAUCUCAACAAAGGCAAGGACUGAAGAAAUGGAUAUGCGGGAUGAACAUCCACGGUGUAGUUUUUAGUGUGGCGGCACUGCCAGUUGAGGCGUGGUCGCGCCAUUUUGUCAUGGAUUCCGUCCAGACAGCCCAGUGUAUCGUGUGUUCCGUCGUCGUUUGCGUCCUGCUCAUCAUCACGGGGUUCCUCAUAUUCAUCCUAAGUGUGUAUGCCUUUGCCCCCCUUAUGGAUAAGGUGCAGCUCCGUCUUAUAGAGACUAAUGUGACCACCACAGAGAGGGACCCCAUUUACGAUUACGACUAUAGUUGAGCUGGAGGGAAAACUUUCCCUAUACUUGUUUAAUUUUUGAUUAAAGAUUUCAAGAUAUUCACUCUAA
This is a messenger RNA of Drosophila yakuba, 442 nucleotides long. RefSeq lists its product as uncharacterized. The record is from RefSeq and is a predicted model, not a curated record. The coding region runs from base 109 to 375 and encodes 88 amino acids. The transcript has 2 exons. Lineage: Eukaryota; Metazoa; Arthropoda; Insecta; Diptera; Drosophilidae.